Ictalurus punctatus (channel catfish) is the source of this 6144-nucleotide messenger RNA. RefSeq names its product metabotropic glutamate receptor 4. Bases 1779 to 4529 code for a protein of 916 amino acids. Gene Ontology annotation, cellular component: membrane. Lineage: Eukaryota; Metazoa; Chordata; Actinopteri; Siluriformes; Ictaluridae. Gene Ontology annotation, molecular function: adenylate cyclase inhibiting G protein-coupled glutamate receptor activity. Gene Ontology annotation, biological process: G protein-coupled glutamate receptor signaling pathway; regulation of synaptic transmission, glutamatergic. The record is from RefSeq and is a predicted model, not a curated record. The transcript is spliced from 11 exons.
ACACUGGAAUCUGAAUGAAUAACUUUUUGGUUUAACUUUAAAUGUUGGUUUAUGAUGAUCUACAACAGGGGGCACGUGGCUUAGUGGUUAGCACUCCCACCCAGGGUUGGAGGCUUGAUUUCUGCUUCCAUCCUGUGUGUGUGUGUGUGUGUGUGUGGAGAUUGCAUGUUCUCCCUGUGCUUCAGGGGUUUCUUCCCCAGUCCAAAAAACAUGCAUUGUUUGCUAAUAGUCCAAAUUGUACCUAGUGUAUGAAUGUGUGUAUGAUUGUGCCCUGGGAUGGGUUGGCACCUUGUCCAGGGUGUCUCCAGCCUUGUGACCCAAGUCACCUGAGACAGGCUCCAGUCCCCUGUCACCCUGUGGGAUAAGCGGUACAGAAAAUGGAUGGAUAGAUGUUCUACAACAAGGUGGUGGAAGAAAACUGAUCUAAGCACAUAUGCUCCAGUAGAUGGCAAGAGAUAACUAAGCUACAAUACUCAUAACCGUACUUGUUUAUUUUCAUAGGUCUGGAAUUCACAAGUCUUAGGGCAUUCCCAAACGCUAUAUAUAAAUUUACAACAAAAGCCACUUAUUAGAGAUUCUUAACAGUAGCAGUAGCCUAUAAAUAUUUUGUUGAGGUCUUUUGUCUUUCAGUCUUAGCUAGUCUGAGGUGCUGUAUGUAGCAAUGUAGCAUGUGGCUUUGAAGUUGAUUGCUGGAAAGACUUGAAUCACAGAAUAAAUGUUUGACAGGGUGAAGUAGCAGUAAAAUAGUAAAAGAUCUCUUUCUCAAGAAGAGAUGAAAGAUGUAUUUUUGUCGCAAAGUAAUGUAGAAAUAGUCCCAGGCAUCAAGGGAGGUGUGUCCUGGGGUUGGAUAUUUCUCGUUUCAUUACAGCAAAUUGCAAGCAAAACAAACAAACAAACAAAAAAAAAACCCCAACAAAAAUCAGCAGUUUUUUCGGUUUAGCCGCGUGCUUAGAGUAACUUUUUUCAUUUGGCGUGUGGUGUGUGCCUAUUCACCGCUGGAGUGUGCAGUGUGUGUAUGUGUCGGGGGCGCUGAAUGCAGAGAAACACCCGUGCUACUCCUGGACGGUGUUUGUGUCAGAGUGCGCGUGUGCAUUAACGGUCCUGCUGCUUAACAUUAGUCAUCCUCCCGAGCUCGAACUGCACGCGACACGGAUCAGCGUGACUGAGCGGCGGUUCGGUCGCGAGCGAAUGCAGCCGGAGUAGAAGAAGAGAAGAAAAAAAAGGACAGAGAGACACACAAAGAAAUACUGUCUUACACGACUCUCAGCACCUCUGUUUUUGGACAGCGCAACAGAUUUUUUUUCUUUUUUUUCUUUCUUUCUUUCUUUUCUUUUUUUUUUUUUUUUUUUAGUUUCCGAGAUUUAUAAGAUUUGCGUCUUUUUCUUGCAAAAAAAAAAAUCGUCCUGUGGAGAGAGUUCGGUUCGGGGGAAGUCGACGAUUCGCAAGAAAGCAAAUAUCAACAGACGUAGUUGUAAACUGAAACCACAGACGGAAGUCACUCCAGAGGACAAAGCUGUAUCUCUGGCCUAAAGGGAGCUAUUGAAAAACCUGACCUCAAGGAGAUGAAUGUUUAUGGACUAUGAAAAAUGGAGUAAGAGACAGCACCUUCUUGUAAAGCCAAAUGUCUUUUUCACUUUACUGCACCUACCUUGGUAUAUUGAUAUAACAAUGAGCUUUAAAAUGCUUUUACACCCUUGAAAGGUGCAUCCAUUGCUCACCUUCUUAACCAAGUUAAAAAAAAAAAACACAGAAAGGUAGACAAAAGCUUGGCUGUUGCAAUGUCUCCACCCUUAUUAAGUGGAGUCAGAUGGACCAGUUGUUAUGGCUUAUGUUCACUGCUUGUUCUUCUUAGUCUCUUUCUGACCACUUUGGCAGCAAAACCCAAAGGACCAGGCCAUACACAUCUAAAUUCCAUUCGUAUCGAUGGAGACAUCUCCCUGGGAGGACUGUUCCCAGUGCAUGCAAGGGGCCAUGGUGGAAAGCCCUGUGGAGAACUGAAAAAGGAGAAGGGAAUUCAUCGUCUGGAGGCAAUGCUUUUUGCUCUGGACCGCAUCAACAAUGACCACGACUUGCUUCCCAACAUCACACUGGGGGCCCGUAUUCUGGAUACUUGUUCCCGAGAUACACAUGCUCUGGAGCAGUCGCUAACGUUUGUCCAGGCACUUAUAGAGAAGGAUGGGAUGGAUGUGAAGUGUGCCGAUGGUGGAUCUCCCAUCAUCACAAAGCCAGAGAGAGUUGUAGGUGUCAUUGGUGCUUCUUCUAGCUCAGUGUCCAUCAUGGUGGCUAAUAUCCUGCGUUUGUUUAAGAUCCCCCAGGUGAGCUAUGCAUCCACGGCACCAGAGUUGAGUGACAACACACGCUAUGACUUCUUCUCUCGAGUUGUUCCUCCAGACACUUACCAGGCCCAGGCUAUAGUGGACAUAGUGCGCCACAUGGGCUGGAACUAUGUGGCCACUGUUGCCUCAGAAGGAAAUUAUGGAGAAAGUGGAGUGGAUGCCUUUAUCCAGAAGACCCGUGAUGAUGGAAAUGUAUGUAUAUCACAGACAGUUAAAAUUCCUCGUGAGCCAAAACCAGGAGAGUUUGACAAGAUUAUCCAUACCCUUGGAGAAAAUUCUAAUGCCAGAGUGGUCAUAAUAUUUGCAAAUGAAGAUGAUAUAAGGCGACUCCUGCAGGCAGCAAAGAAAGCUAACCAAACAGGACAUUUUAUUUGGGUGGGAUCAGACAGCUGGGGUUCUAAGAUCUCUCCUGUGCUACACCAAGAGGAGAUGGCUGAGGGAGCUAUCACCAUCCUACCCAAACGCCAGUCUAUCAAAGGGUUUGAUAAUUACUUCAUCGGGCGGACGCUGGAAAACAACAGGAGGAAUGUCUGGUUUGCUGAAUUCUGGGAGAACAAUUUUAACUGCAAACUCAACCGCAAUGCCUUGAAGAAAGGAACUGGCAUUAAGAAAUGCACAAAUCAAGAGAGGAUUGGGAAAGAUUCUGCAUAUGAACAGGAGGGUAAAGUGAUGUUUGUGAUUAAUGCCGUGUAUGCCAUGGCCCAUGCCCUCCAUAACAUGCACAGAGACCUGUGUCCUGGAAAGGUAGGACUUUGUUCCAAAAUGGACCCUAUCGAUGGAAGCCUCCUUCUUAAGUACAUCCGCAAAGUCAAUGUCACAGUGACAGCUGGCAAUCCAGUGCAGUUUAAUGAGAAUGGAGAUGCCCCAGGUCGUUAUGAUAUAUUCCAGUAUCAGAUAAAUAACAAAACCACUGAGUACAAAAUCAUUGGCAACUGGACUGACAAACUCAACCUUAACAUCUCCAUGAUGCAGUGGCCGGGUGGUGUGCAGAAGGUGCCCUACUCCAACUGCAGCCAACCCUGCAAGCCAGGCUGGCGGAAAAAGCUUGUGAAAGGCAUUCCCUGCUGUUGGCACUGUGAGCGUUGUGAAGGAUAUCAGUACCAAGCCGACCCAUUCACUUGCAAGAUGUGUCGCUUUGACCUUCGCCCCAACAAGAACCACACAGGCUGCCAGCCCAUCCCUAUCAUCAAGCUGGAAUGGAGCUCACCCUGGGUGGUCAUACCUGUUUUUCUUGCUAUUCUAGGCAUCAUGGCUACACUGUUUGUAGUGGUCACUUUCAUACGCUACAAUGAUACACCAAUUGUUAAGGCAUCAGGACGGGAGCUCAGCUAUGUCUUACUGACAGGCAUUUUCCUUUGCUAUGCUACCACUUUCCUGAUGAUUGCCACUCCUGAUGUUGGGAUUUGUUCAUUCAGACACAUUUUUCUUGGCCUUGGAAUGAGUAUAAGUUAUGCUGCAUUGCUUACCAAGACCAACCGCAUUUACCGUAUUUUUGAGCAAGGGAAGAUGUCAGUGAGUGCCCCACGGUUCAUUAGCCCAGCCUCCCAGUUGGUUAUCACGUUCAUCCUGAUCUCACUCCAGCUCUUGGGAGUGUGUAUCUGGUUUGUGGUAGACCCUCCCCAGGCUUUUGUGGACUAUGAAGACCAACGCAUGUCAAACCCAGAUAUGGCACGAGGUGUGCUCAAGUGUGAUAUCUCAGACUUGUCACUCAUCUGCCUGCUGGGAUACAGCAUGCUGCUGAUGGUCACAUGUACGGUCUAUGCCAUUAAGACACGUGGGGUGCCUGAGACCUUCAAUGAGGCAAAGCCUAUUGGCUUCACCAUGUACACCACCUGCAUCAUCUGGCUUGCAUUUAUCCCCAUCUUCUUUGGCACGUCACAAUCAACGGAAAAGAUGUACAUCCAGACGACCACUCUUACCAUUUCAGUCAGCCUGAGUGCCUCUGUGUCUCUGGGAUUGCUCUACAUGCCCAAAGUCUAUGUGGUGCUCCUCCACCCUGAGCAGAAUGUGACUAAACGCAGCACUCGUAGCCUGAAGGCCGUGGUCACUGCCGCUACAAUGUCCAACAAAUUCAACCCCAAGGCCAACCUCAGACCCAAUGGAGAGGCCAAGACUGAGCUGUGUGAGAACCUGGAAACUCAAGGACUUAGCCCCAGACAAACAUACAUCAGCUACAGCAACCACACAAUGUAACAGAAUGCAGAUUGCAACUGACAACCAUCACAUCAUGAUGACAGGAAGUCAGACCAUCACAGUUGACUACUCUCAUGGUUUUCAUACAGACAAGUGAUAUGGAAGAGAACCUGGGCAGUAUACAGAAAUAUUCUAGUGAAGACUAGAUAAAGAUUCUAAGGGGACAUCUUUAUGCCUCAGGACAUGACUCAUAACUUUAUCUAGUUAUUCCAAAGGAUCUGCCCAGCAGAAAAGCACAAGAAGCAAGUCUAGGUCACUGCUAUGGACCUCAGUGAUCAGAUGAGUUUCAGUGCAAACAAAGCAAGAAACCUCCUGGAAAAGGACUUACAAAUUGUUAUGAACAGUGGUGCAUGUGUUAACCGGAGAAUGUAAAAGUAAACUUGUAUGCAAUGUUUCUCUGUUCUAACUGGUAUUUGAACAAUUAUAUGUCUGUUUGCUUAUUCAGAAUAGACAAUGAUUUGACCUGAUGGAUUCCCAGUGCUCUAAAAUCCUAUAUAGACAAUAUAUUGUGCUGAAGAAAUCAGUCACUUCAAACCCCCUUUGCUGAGUGUUAUUCAAGUCUGCCACGUCAUUUCCAAUAACCAGUUCUAGCUUGGUCAGGCACUUUUUUCUUUAAAAAUUAUAGAUUUAGAUCUUCUCUCUGCUUUGGAUACAAUAAAUAAAUAUCUGUUAACGGUUUCCUUUUGCCGAGGUCAGGUUCAAGGGGGAAAAGGUUGACUUAGAAAGAUUUGGAUUGUAUUGGAUCUCAACCACAAUUGUCACCAGAGUAGAAGAUAGGCUGAGACUUAUGGUAAAUUUAUUUCAUUAAAUCUCAGUAAUAUAGUUAAAAACAAAUCAAUUUCUGUUGGCUGUAUAUUUCUUCAGUGACAAUGAGGUGUUUAAAAACCCUAGCAACACUGCUGCACCUGAUACACUCACACCAUGUCAUCAACCAAAUAAUAUGUAGUCCUCUGUGGUCCUAGUGGUUACUUAUCCAUUGAUGGACAGAGUACGGUUAUAAAUUGUGUAUAAGAACAGAGGCAACAGUCAACAACUGUAUAACUAAAAAGUGCAACUAUAUGGUAGAUGUUCCAGAAUAAAAUGGCCAAUGACUGUAGCUACAAAGUAGUUGUGUGCAAUAAAAUGGCAACCGAGUGUAUCAUGUUUGAUGUGUGGACCUACAAUACUAAUAAGUAUUUUUUUUUAUAGGUAACCCAUAAUUGCAGUAAUGCAGUUUCCUGUGGAGAACACUUUGGAUCCAAGGGCCAAUUGGUAAUCCCUAAAUGAGUAUUAAAGUCCUAAAAUGCAAAGUUAUAAGUCAAAGUGUGAUCAAUCAUGCUUUUUCUAGAUUAUCAUUUCUUUGCUACGAUUUUUUAAACAUCUUUACCCAUUAAAAACAAUGAAAAUUAAAAUGUUCUAAAUAAUAAUCCUAAGCAUAGGACUACAAACAUUCAUAAAAUAAUUGACAAAAUUUUUAAAUAUAUUACUAUACUGUGAUCUAAUCUUUGUGUGUGUGUGUGUGUGUGUGUGUGUGUGUCUGUGUGUGGGUGUGUAUGAGUGUGGGUGUGUGUAUGUGUGUAUGCACUAAUGUAUUGAAACAUUUGAUUGUUUAAUUGCAACUAUGUGUAAUUGUGCA